AUGGCCACCACUACCGGCUCGCCCUCAGCCGCGGCUGAACAUCCUACGCAGCACUUUUCGCACGUGAACCACCACCACUCGCCCUCACCCCCGCCGGACAACGGCGAACCGAAGCAUGUCCUCAUCCUGUAUGCGUCGGAGACGGGCGACGCGCAGGACGUGGCCGAGAGAACGGCCCGAGCGUUCCGUGCCCAUCACCGCCGGGCAGUCACCAUAAGCAUGGACGCGUACGACAUUGCGGACUUGCCCCAUGAGCCGCUGCUCAUCCUCAUCACCAGCACACACGGUCGUGGCGAGCCACCUCCCGCGAUGCGUGGGCUGUGGGGCAAGCUCAUCCGUGCCGGCCUCCCAAACCACAUUCUCGAGGACGUACACUAUUCGGUGUAUGGGCUCGGGGACUCGUCGUACGAACGCUUCUGUUUUGCGGGUAAGAUGCUCGCGCGCAGAAUGGAUAGCCUCGGCGCGCAGAGUCUUGUGGAGCCUGCGUGGGGUGACGAGCGCGCGCCAGACGGAAUCGAGGAGACGUUCCUGCCAUGGCUGGAGCGCACGCUCGCAGCCAUCGUGCCGUACCUCCCUGGCCCGUCGCGCGCGCCUCGUCCAGACACCGAUCUCCCACCUCCUAUCUAUCAGCUGGAGCCGGUCGCGGACGGAAACGUCGCGAAAGAAAUGGACCGGCUACGCCUUGCCGGCGCAGAGUUGAGGGACUCGAACGCAGAGUACACUGACAUCCCUCCAACGGACGCCGGCGUGAACGGCAGCGGCAGCGACGUCAACGGCAUCGCGAACAGCGCACGCGCGAUGGUCUACCAUCCUGCUGGGUGGCACUGGUCGACGUUGAAGCAUAACAAGCGCGUUACGGCGCCAGGCUGGUGGCAGGAUGUGCGUGAGGUCGAGCUGGAGCUCGCGCCUGGAGUAACAUAUCCUCCCGGAGCUAUCUGCGCACUCCAGCCGCGAUGCUCCGACGCCGAGGUCGACACAUUCUUAGAGUCUAACAAGCUCGAGGCAGAGGCAGACAAAGUGUUCAUCAUUCGCUCGACAGUCCCUGACCAGCCCCUUCCGGCACAUCUACCUUCCGGGCCGACAACGCUCCGUACCCUCCUGACGCAUCACCUCGACCUGCGCAGUCCGCCACGGAAGAGCUUCUUCGAGUGGCUGCGACGGCUCAGCAAGGACGAGCGCGAGCAGGAGCGCCUUGAUGAUUUUAUCUCUGAUCCUGACGAGAUCCAUGACUACGCUACGCGCCCAAAGCGAACGAGUCUGGAGACCCUCGCCGACUUCCGCAUGACCACUAUCCCCAUGUCGCACAUCCUGGAAGUCAUAGGACCGCUGCGGAGACGCCAGUUCUCCAUUGCCAGUGAUUCUGAGGCGCAUCCCGGCAAGAUCCAACUCCUCAUCGCCCUGGUCGACUACAAGACCAACCUCAAGAUCCCACGCGUGGGACUGUGCUCGUCAUGGCUGGUCACGCUGCCAGAAGGAACCCGCAUCCCGUACACGCUGCUUCCACCAACUCUUCAUCUUCCUGCUGACAAUGUCCCCGUGAUUCUCGUAGGUCCGGGAACGGGCGUCGCGCCUAUGCGAGCUUUCCUGGAAGCACGCGUGCGGCGCGGAGCCGCCAAGGAUACGGCGCUGUACUUUGGCUUCCGUUCUCGUACGGCUGACUUGUACUUCCCGACCGACUGGGAAGAGGCAGAGGCUGCCGGGGCGCAUGUGUGCCUCGCUCCCUCACGAGACGGCAAGGACAAGGUGUAUGUGCAGGAUCUCAUCCGCAAGGACGCAGCCAUGAUCAACGACUGGGUUACCAAGCGUGGCGCUCACGUCUAUGUGUGUGGGUCCACGAACGCAAUGCCCCGUGCGGUGCGUGAAGCAAUCGCCUGGUGCAUCAGCUCGGAUGGUGCAGGGACGCUUUCCGCCACUGAGGCGGAGGAGUACGUGGACGCAAUGUUUGAUGGCGACCGUGGAGGAGAGGAGAGUUGGUAG
This is a messenger RNA of Cutaneotrichosporon cavernicola, 1977 nucleotides long. RefSeq lists its product as uncharacterized. The record is from RefSeq and is a predicted model, not a curated record. Gene Ontology annotation, molecular function: oxidoreductase activity; FMN binding; flavin adenine dinucleotide binding. The transcript has 10 exons. Gene Ontology annotation, cellular component: cytosol. The coding region runs from base 1 to 1977 and encodes 658 amino acids. Lineage: Eukaryota; Fungi; Basidiomycota; Tremellomycetes; Trichosporonales; Trichosporonaceae.